Episyrphus balteatus (marmalade hoverfly) is the source of this 10315-nucleotide messenger RNA. RefSeq lists its product as uncharacterized. The transcript is spliced from 3 exons. NCBI's taxonomy places the organism in Eukaryota, Metazoa, Arthropoda, Insecta, Diptera, Syrphidae. The coding region runs from base 7918 to 9075 and encodes 385 amino acids. The record is from RefSeq and is a predicted model, not a curated record.
UAUACAUAUAUGUACAUAUUAGUCUUGUCGUCAAACAAAGAGUAUUCAUAAUUCUUUUAUUCCUUUUCUUUCAUAUUUCCUAAUGUUUGCGUUUUAAUACGAGAAAUUGCAACAGAAAAUUUUAUUUUCAAUGGACAUUAUAAUAACUUGUUAUUAAUUUUCCCAUUUUCGAAAAGUGUCUACAAAAUAAUAUUUUGUUUAAGGCACUCAGUCUUGUUCACUCGGCCUUUUGCGUCUCACGCUGAAUUAAAUCAACAAAUAAACGUGUGUCAGGGAUAAAUUAUUUUAUAUAUAGCACUCUUAUACCUAUAUAUAUAAAACUCAGAAAUAUAUGCCAAUAUACAACAUGCAAACAUAUUUUUGUAAGAAUUUGUAAAAAUAUUAUGGUAGCAACAAAAGCGCUCGCAGAAUUUGUCUAUUCGAACUUCUUUUUUUUUAUUUGUAUAUUUUGUGAUUUACCUACGCAUUCAAGAAAAUAUUGUAUGCUUUGAUUUAAAUGUGCAAAUGAAUUUGAUAAAUUUGGCUAAAUAGUGCUCGAUUCUGUAUAUGAUGAUGUACUCUUACUUUUCUUAUAUAAAAAAAAAUAGUGCAAUCUAAGUAAUUUCAACAUAAAAUUAGUAAUCAAUUUCCAAAGAUAUUAGCUCAUUAAGAUCAUAAUGUAAACCUGUAGGAUAAAAAUUUUCAACAAUACUGUUUUGCGAAAAAAGGAAAAAACGUAAGUCACCACAUACUGAAAAAACACAUUUUCAAUUGUUUUUAUGAAAUUAAUUUUUGUCAACGCCCAUCAAUUACAAGAUCAAUAGAAAACCAGGGAAAAAACCAUGUAAAUAUGACAUAAUUAGGAUAAAUUUAGAUGUUGCUCGUGAAAAAAGAGAUGCUUUAUUUAAUAUACGAAAAAUCAAUUAUUCAGUGUGUUUCUUUAUUUUUCCGGCUAAGGAGUAGAAUAGACGGGCGAGACAAAAUAGUUUAUCCAGAAUAUCCAGGCUGUAAUAAAUAAAGAAACAGAACUUGAAUGAGAAGAAUAUGAAUCAGGUGUUCAUUCAUUUAAAUGUGUUUUUUUUUAAAGAAUAUUUAACUCGCCAAUGCUUUAGUUGUAAAAUAUUGUAUUUUCAAAAAUUAAAUACAGUCGUUGGCAUAAUUAUCUUUAUUAAGUAUGUUAUGGUGAAUCUCAUGGUGGUCAAAAGUUGGUAAUACCUCUAAAGAUGGCCAAAAAUGGUGAUUAAAUUUUAUAGGUCGGAACAUAAAUUAUCAUAUAAGUUUUUCUUUAAACAAUGCAAAAAGUGACUUAGUCCACUUUCAUAAUCAUGGGCACAUAUAUCUGUUAUACAGUAUAAAACCUUGUAUACCAAAAGGUUAAGAAGACAAAAAUGGAAAGUUGAAUGAACCUUCAUUUUUACAGUUUGUUAUCAAUUUUUAUUUGAAAUGAGAUCUUAGAAGUAAUGAUCUCUCCAUGAACCCACCCUUAGAACACAUCAAACGUGACGUUUCUCCAUGACUUCUCCUGUAUAUUUUUUGUUGGAAAAGCCCCGAUUGUCCGUUUCUCUUCUCUCUAUGGACUUAGAGAAAAAUCGUCUUAAUAUUAAUUUUUAUAGUUCAGAUAUGAUAUAAUUUAUAAGUUUUAUUCAUUUAAAUCUUAGGUAUAAGUAGAAUAGUUGCAUGUAAUUGUAUUUAAUUAAAUUUGAUAGGGCGUGUUUGUAGUUUGUGUAUGAAAAGUAUGUUUGUUUUGUGAUUGUUACCAUUAACUAUUUGUUUUUCUAAUAUUAAUGUACUCUUGACUUUAUUUGUUUUAUUUAUUUUUUUUGUAUGUAGGUACAUUGAACAAAAAUAUAUAUAUGUAAUAAAGUAAAUAUAAGUACUCACGUUUUGUUUUGUUUACUUGGUUGAUCUGAUUCUUGAGCCUCCUUUGCGGUGAAGUUUGUGCACAAAUUCCAGUUUUUUCGGUUCUGCCCUCAGUUCUUUUGUUUUGAGAAUUUGGAAUUUAAAUUUAAAUAUAUGUUUUUUGGUUUCUAAGCCACUUGAUUAAUUAUAUACAUAUGUAUAGAUAACCUUAUGUUUUUUAUUUUUUACUUAAUAUUUUUUUUCUUUUGGCAAAUGGGAACUUUUACUUUAAAUACACUUCUUUCUAAACAACCUUUACUACAAUUUACUAAAUUUAAUUUCUUUUUUGUGAGUAAUUUCUUUCAAAAUUUUAUAGCAUGUAAUGAGAAAAAAAAAAAACACUGGUUAAAUGGCUCGCUUAUUCGUUUUUAUAUUGAGGAACCUUGAAAUCGAUGUUCGCCUGAUCAGGUUAUGUCGCCUCGAAGUUUUUGGUGUAUUACGUUAUAUUGGUUUGCACAAAAUUACUUUGUGAAUUACAUACAAUUUGGGUUUUAUCUCGUGUAUGGCUUAAAACUCGUCGAAGUGGAUGCCCUCGGGAAUUAUUUUCAAGAUUAUCGAUCUGUGGAACAAAUUUUAAAUUCCUAUUUCUAUUGGGUCAUCCACUUUAGAUUACAGCUAGGAAUUAAGAAUUUGUCAUGACUUAAGAUUUUAUAAAAAAAAAAUAAAAAAACAUUAGGGUCAAUGUGGGUAAAUGUAAACAAUUUCAUGUCUUUUUUUCUUUUGACUUUAGAUUUUAAUAAGUUUUUAUGGAACAACUUGAAUGGUAUCUUCGUCAAAUAUAAAAUAAUGGCAGUUCUUUUUUAUAAAUAUAUAAACAAAUAUUUCCCAUAUUGUUUUAAUUACUGUCAAAUAUGGCAUGUUUACAAAUACCCCACCAUUUUUGUGUUUUUUUUUUACAAAUUCGGGGUAGAUUUAAAAAUGGUUUAAAAUUUAGAUUUUCCUCUUUAUCAUAUGGAUAACGACUUAAAAAACGUUCAAGAAGGUAUUUGACAAAAACUUUUUCAAAUUUUAAUAAAAGUUUUUGUUUUCUUCCUUUGAUUCUUUAUAUAGGCACUCAAUAUGCAUCCUGAGCAGCUCUGAACGUCAUAUAUAUUUUUUUUAAAAGAUACAUGCGUCCACGAUUUUUACUAAUGUAUGCGUCAAAGACAUUUAACUGAAGCUUGUUAUGAGCCAUGUUCUCAUUUACCCCUGUUUACAUUGAGCCUAAUUGAUUAAAAUUACCUUUGUUUUUAUACUACAACGAGUAGGCUAUUGAUCGAUAAAUUCGAUCGAUCACUUCAUUUGAUUCGAUUUCUAAUAUAUUUGCACUCGAUUUUAUGAUUAAAAUUUGCGUUAAAAAGUUUCAUUAGGUUCUUAAUCUCUAAAAAAUUUAAUCAACAGAAAUGCAUAAUCAAUUUAGAUUUAAAUUGACGCUUAGGAAAUUUUCCACUCUACUUACAAAAGGUAUUGCACUGCCAACCAGCUCGGAAGAAGAUCGAAUUAAAAAAGAAUGUGACGAUGAUGCUUUCGCAUAUCCUAUGUAGUAUCUUCGAUGUUUGAUUUGUUCGAAAUUGACUGAACUGAUUUUUAUAUCAUAUGGCAGACAAUUUUUUGCAAGAAGUGUACACAUUUCCUUUUUCGGACUUUAAUUUCUUGUACGUUAUUUUUAAAUCUGAGCUACUUUUGUAUGAAGUCAGUUUUUAAUGAAAAAUUUAGAUGAUGAAACUAUAAAUUUGGUUCUGGUAAAACUAUGGGCACGCUACAACAUAAACUAGUUUAAGGUCGCAAUAAUACUCUUAGAAAAAAGACUAUUAACACGUGGCGAAAAAUCGUUUUGGAUUCAGUAUUUUCUGUUUUUGUCAGCUGUAAAGUAAUGACCCCGCCGUAAAAAAAACCAUAUUAAAAUGAACUUAAGAUUAAUGCCAGUAUUAUAUUAAAGUCCAAUUUUUAGAAGGACACUGCCCCGUUUCUCACAAAUUAUGGAUAAAAACGUGGAGAGAAAGCCAAAGUUUAAAAAAACUAUAUUGGCAAUCUUGUUUGCAAAUCCUCUUAUUUUUGCCUUCUUCAGUUGUUAUAUUAGGAACGUUGGAAUUGUUGUCGAUCAUUUGAGAAGGAACAGGUGGUUGAGCUUAAACAGUGGCGAUCUCCUCGAUUUUGUCCGUUUGUAGAUCUUCAUAAACAUUUUCAUCGGACUCAUAAAAAAAAGGGAUUUUUUCGGGUGGAAUGAGGUUCGAGUUCCUGAUAGGGCUGAAAUGUAUUUCGGAAAAAUUCUUGCUGUAAAACAGGCUGGCUUUAAUAUUUUAGAUCAAAAAAGAAAAUAUGGCUUCCACAUAUUAAUAUUUGAAUAUUGCGAGACCCGAACUGAUAUUAGAAUCAGGUAUAAAACUUCAUCUAUAACAAAACUUAUGCCGACCAAUGCUAUUAUUGUAGACAAUAAGAAUUUUCUUCUCUUUUUUCAGAGUUGGUAAUACCUCUAAAGAUGGCCAAAAAUGGUGAUUAAAUUUUAUAGGUCGGAACAUAAAUUAUCAUAUAAGUUUUUCUUUAAACAAUGCAAAAAGUGACUUAGUCCACUUUCAUAAUCAUGGGCACAUAUAUCUGUUAUACAGUAUAAAACCUUGUAUACCAAAAGGUUAAGAAGACAAAAAUGGAAAGUUGAAUGAACCUUCAUUUUUACAGUUUGUUAUCAAUUUUUAUUUGAAAUGAGAUCUUAGAAGUAAUGAUCUCUCCAUGAACCCACCCUUAGAACACAUCAAACGUGACGUUUCUCCAUGACUUCUCCUGUAUAUUUUUUGUUGGAAAAGCCCCGAUUGUCCGUUUCUCUUCUCUCUAUGGACUUAGAGAAAAAUCGUCUUAAUAUUAAUUUUUAUAGUUCAGAUAUGAUAUAAUUUAUAAGUUUUAUUCAUUUAAAUCUUAGGUAUAAGUAGAAUAGUUGCAUGUAAUUGUAUUUAAUUAAAUUUGAUAGGGCGUGUUUGUAGUUUGUGUAUGAAAAGUAUGUUUGUUUUGUGAUUGUUACCAUUAACUAUUUGUUUUUCUAAUAUUAAUGUACUCUUGACUUUAUUUGUUUUAUUUAUUUUUUUUGUAUGUAGGUACAUUGAACAAAAAUAUAUAUAUGUAAUAAAGUAAAUAUAAGUACUCACGUUUUGUUUUGUUUACUUGGUUGAUCUGAUUCUUGAGCCUCCUUUGCGGUGAAGUUUGUGCACAAAUUCCAGUUUUUUCGGUUCUGCCCUCAGUUCUUUUGUUUUGAGAAUUUGGAAUUUAAAUUUAAAUAUAUGUUUUUUGGUUUCUAAGCCACUUGAUUAAUUAUAUACAUAUGUAUAGAUAACCUUAUGUUUUUUAUUUUUUACUUAAUAUUUUUUUUCUUUUGGCAAAUGGGAACUUUUACUUUAAAUACACUUCUUUCUAAACAACCUUUACUACAAUUUACUAAAUUUAAUUUCUUUUUUGUGAGUAAUUUCUUUCAAAAUUUUAUAGCAUGUAAUGAGAAAAAAAAAAAACACUGGUUAAAUGGCUCGCUUAUUCGUUUUUAUAUUGAGGAACCUUGAAAUCGAUGUUCGCCUGAUCAGGUUAUGUCGCCUCGAAGUUUUUGGUGUAUUACGUUAUAUUGGUUUGCACAAAAUUACUUUGUGAAUUACAUACAAUUUGGGUUUUAUCUCGUGUAUGGCUUAAAACUCGUCGAAGUGGAUGCCCUCGGGAAUUAUUUUCAAGAUUAUCGAUCUGUGGAACAAAUUUUAAAUUCCUAUUUCUAUUGGGUCAUCCACUUUAGAUUACAGCUAGGAAUUAAGAAUUUGUCAUGACUUAAGAUUUUAUAAAAAAAAAAUAAAAAAACAUUAGGGUCAAUGUGGGUAAAUGUAAACAAUUUCAUGUCUUUUUUUCUUUUGACUUUAGAUUUUAAUAAGUUUUUAUGGAACAACUUGAAUGGUAUCUUCGUCAAAUAUAAAAUAAUGGCAGUUCUUUUUUAUAAAUAUAUAAACAAAUAUUUCCCAUAUUGUUUUAAUUACUGUCAAAUAUGGCAUGUUUACAAAUACCCCACCAUUUUUGUGUUUUUUUUUUACAAAUUCGGGGUAGAUUUAAAAAUGGUUUAAAAUUUAGAUUUUCCUCUUUAUCAUAUGGAUAACGACUUAAAAAACGUUCAAGAAGGUAUUUGACAAAAACUUUUUCAAAUUUUAAUAAAAGUUUUUGUUUUCUUCCUUUGAUUCUUUAUAUAGGCACUCAAUAUGCAUCCUGAGCAGCUCUGAACGUCAUAUAUAUUUUUUUUAAAAGAUACAUGCGUCCACGAUUUUUACUAAUGUAUGCGUCAAAGACAUUUAACUGAAGCUUGUUAUGAGCCAUGUUCUCAUUUACCCCUGUUUACAUUGAGCCUAAUUGAUUAAAAUUACCUUUGUUUUUAUACUACAACGAGUAGGCUAUUGAUCGAUAAAUUCGAUCGAUCACUUCAUUUGAUUCGAUUUCUAAUAUAUUUGCACUCGAUUUUAUGAUUAAAAUUUGCGUUAAAAAGUUUCAUUAGGUUCUUAAUCUCUAAAAAAUUUAAUCAACAGAAAUGCAUAAUCAAUUUAGAUUUAAAUUGACGCUUAGGAAAUUUUCCACUCUACUUACAAAAGGUAUUGCACUGCCAACCAGCUCGGAAGAAGAUCGAAUUAAAAAAGAAUGUGACGAUGAUGCUUUCGCAUAUCCUAUGUAGUAUCUUCGAUGUUUGAUUUGUUCGAAAUUGACUGAACUGAUUUUUAUAUCAUAUGGCAGACAAUUUUUUGCAAGAAGUGUACACAUUUCCUUUUUCGGACUUUAAUUUCUUGUACGUUAUUUUUAAAUCUGAGCUACUUUUGUAUGAAGUCAGUUUUUAAUGAAAAAUUUAGAUGAUGAAACUAUAAAUUUGGUUCUGGUAAAACUAUGGGCACGCUACAACAUAAACUAGUUUAAGGUCGCAAUAAUACUCUUAGAAAAAAGACUAUUAACACGUGGCGAAAAAUCGUUUUGGAUUCAGUAUUUUCUGUUUUUGUCAGCUGUAAAGUAAUGACCCCGCCGUAAAAAAAACCAUAUUAAAAUGAACUUAAGAUUAAUGCCAGUAUUAUAUUAAAGUCCAAUUUUUAGAAGGACACUGCCCCGUUUCUCACAAAUUAUGGAUAAAAACGUGGAGAGAAAGCCAAAGUUUAAAAAAACUAUAUUGGCAAUCUUGUUUGCAAAUCCUCUUAUUUUUGCCUUCUUCAGUUGUUAUAUUAGGAACGUUGGAAUUGUUGUCGAUCAUUUGAGAAGGAACAGGUGGUUGAGCUUAAACAGUGGCGAUCUCCUCGAUUUUGUCCGUUUGUAGAUCUUCAUAAACAUUUUCAUCGGACUCAUAAAAAAAAGGGAUUUUUUCGGGUGGAAUGAGGUUCGAGUUCCUGAUAGGGCUGAAAUGUAUUUCGGAAAAAUUCUUGCUGUAAAACAGGCUGGCUUUAAUAUUUUAGAUCAAAAAAGAAAAUAUGGCUUCCACAUAUUAAUAUUUGAAUAUUGCGAGACCCGAACUGAUAUUAGAAUCAGGUAUAAAACUUCAUCUAUAACAAAACUUAUGCCGACCAAUGCUAUUAUUGUAGACAAUAAGAAUUUUCUUCUCUUUUUUCAGAGUUGGUAAUACCUCUAAAGAUGGCCAAAAAUGGUGAUUAAAUUUUAUAGGUCGGAACAUACUUUUAAAUUCUGCAUUGAAAGAGAAAAAUUAUCAUUGACCUCAGAAAGCUCAAAACACGCCUGGAAAAAAAAGUUCAGUAGGUACACUCUUGAUCUGGAAAUACUCAAAUAUUAAGCUGUUGUAAAUGUUUUAUGAAAUGAAUUAAGAAUUCCAAAUAUAGCAGAUGUCAGCCAACACGUUAUAGAAAAUAUACUAACCUGAUCCUGGAAAUUACAAAAUCAAAUAAAAGACUAAAAAAAUCGUUUCUUAUUACAGUACAAUCUUAUCCACAUCAAAUGAUUCAAAUUCUGAAUUAAGAUUAAUAAAAAAAAACAAAUUCUGCGAUUAAUUAACGAUUUCGGGUUUUCUUAAAGCAAUAGAGUUCAUGUGAGAGUAACCGAAUUCAAACAUCAGAAAAUAAAGAUAUGCGUUCUUGUAGUAUUCAAGUAAAAACUGAUCCGACACAUAGAAAGAAAAGCCACAAUUUAUUUGAAAAAGAGAAGUUGAUUUUAGAAAAGGUUUCUCAAAGGCCAACAACUCUAAAGUUAAAGCCAAAUACAGAGUUUCAUUUGAUUCAGGUAAAAAAAAAUAACCUCUCAAAUCAACAUCUAUCUAAAAACAAAACGAGCAAUGGCUUAGUUUCUUCUUCAUUAAGCCCAACAGAACGAAAGAAUGGUAGUUGCAUAAAUAAUUCCACAAAAAUACAAAGCCCAACUAUAAACUCUGACCUCGGAAAAUCAGAAAUUUUUGUGAACGUAUCUCUGUCGCCAAGUUCUCAUCGUAGUCGAAUUGGCGGAACCCAACGUCACCAGGCUGAAAUAAUAGUGCACCCAAAAGUACCAUUCACACGUAACUUUGAAUUGGCAACUAGCAGUAAUCAUAAAAGCUAUACAUCUCUAAAUUUAGUCUUGCGGCAGCCAAGUUCGAACCCUCAAUCUCUCAUUGAUAUAACAGUUGGACCGAACCUAACAUAUUCCAGUUCAUCAUACCAUGCACCGCUUGGGUAUCAGAACAAUUAUCAAAUAUCAUUCACCAAUGAUUUUGGCGUCUUCAGUGCUUUUCGUAUAUCUCCGUUCAGUAAUAAUGGAACAAAUGUUGCGACUGUAGAUACGGGUGCCUGUGAAGAUACUCUAGACGCCAAUUCGCAAGACUACUAUAAUAUUGUAAAAUCCACGAAUGCAUGUGGAAAAAGCGAUGAUUGGUACGACAGUGAAAUCAAAAGUCUUAAAAAUCGCAGAAACAAAUUAUGGUCUACUUAUAAACUAUCUCCAACUGAAAUAAACUUUAAACUUUACUGUGAAUCAAGAGAUAAUUUUAAUAGAAAAUCAAGUUUGAAGUAUCUGAAUUACAUUCAGAAGGUGCAAAGAGAUCUGAAAAUGAAUCCUAAGUGUUUUUGGAACUUUAUUAAUUCCAAAAGAAAAUCAUGUUCAUAUCCGUCUGUUCUCAAACUCAAUGACAUUACAAGUCACGACCCACGGGUUAUAACACAACUGUUUUCUGAUUUCUUUCAAAGUGCUUUCAACUGUGAUACUCCAAUCUGUGAUACUUCAAACUGUUGUGGGGAACGGCACAUAACACGCUAAUAAAUAAAAAAAAAAUAUAAUAUAAAACUUAUAAUAAUAACCACCCUAACAUAAUACUUACCUCCUAAUAAUACAAUAACAACAUAACAAUACUUACCUAAAAAUAAUAUAAUAAUACCUAUAAAAUAAAAUAACCUAAUACUUACCUUAUAAUAAAAUAAUAAUAAUAUAAUAAAACAUACUUACCUAUAAAUAAUAUAAUAUAACCUAUAAAAUAAAAUAACCUGAUACUUACCUUAUAAUAAAACAAAAAAUAAUAUAAUAAAACAUACUUACCUAAAAAUAAUAUAAUUGUACCUAUAAAAUAAAAAUAAAUAAAAUAUAAUAAUAUACUUACCUUUAAUAAAAAUCGACGAUAAAAUAAUACUUACCUUAUAAUACAUACAACAAUUAUAAUACAUGCAACAAUAAUGAUACAAACACCAAUAAUAAUAGAAACAACCAUAAUAACAGUAGCAACAAUUAUAAUACAAAUAUAAACAAUAAUAUAAUAUAAAAUAAUAAAAAUACAUAAUCGACCGACCCGCAGUGUGAAUUUAAUUCGACACAAAAUUAUGCCCAAAAAUAAACAACAACAAAUACACAGCAUUGCAUAGUUUUUCUUUCUCUACGAAGUACCGCUGCCUACCAUGUAUGCUAAGCAUAGCAACGAUGUGCUUGGUAGGGAGGAAAACCAAAUCCAUUGCCACACAGCUUGCGCUUGCAGAAAUUUUAACUGCUAUGUGUAUGGUGUGAUUUCAAGGGCAAGCUAAGUAGAACUUGUUGCCGAAAGAUAGCGGUCCACUAUAAUGGCUGAUCGUGUGCAACGGUUCUACUUAGGCAAAGGCAGAAAAGAAAAAAAGUAUGCAAGUGCGAGCUGAGUGGUGAUGGGCUUUUGUUUGGACAGUUCAUAUUUAUCAUUCAACCGGGGCGGUUCGCGAACUUAAAAGAAAAAAAAAAGUAGUUAAUAAAAACUUAGAUAAAAGUUAGAUAAUAAAAAAUAACUACCUACGAAAAUAAAACCUAUUUUAUUAAAUAAAAUAAAUAAAAACUAAGUGCCUAAACUACAAAAAUAAAGAUAAAAUAUUUUACUUACCUGUCAAUACACACAGUGGGACAAGUGGAAAAAUUAAUUGAACCUAUAAAAGAAAAAACAAGAAAAAGAACCAAAAAAAGAAAAAAAAAAAAACAUUACAAAAAAAAAGGAAACAAGUAAAUAAAAAAUUGGGAAACAAAUCUAAAACAAAAAAAAAUCCAAUUA